Messenger RNA from Anopheles marshallii, 1098 nucleotides. RefSeq names its product beta-parvin (gene parvin). Gene Ontology annotation, molecular function: actin binding. The record is from RefSeq and is a predicted model, not a curated record. Lineage: Eukaryota; Metazoa; Arthropoda; Insecta; Diptera; Culicidae. Gene Ontology annotation, biological process: cell projection assembly; substrate adhesion-dependent cell spreading; actin cytoskeleton organization. The transcript is spliced from 3 exons. Gene Ontology annotation, cellular component: cytoplasm; actin cytoskeleton; focal adhesion. The coding region runs from base 1 to 1098 and encodes 365 amino acids.
AUGUCCACCUUAAAUCGUCCGAAAUCUCCCAGAACUCCUACGUCCGGGAGAACUGAUAAGGAGGAGAGCAUCUGGGACAAAAUUGGAACUCUGGGAAGGAAGAAACGCAUAAAGGAAGUGCAAGAAAUCCAAGAGGAAGGCAAGAUUGCGAUCGACUCGCCCGGAAGUCCCAAUGCACCGAUCAUUCCCCCGGAGGAUUACAAUUUGGAGGACAAUGAAUCUCGCUCGAUUAUUCAGCCUGCUUCGUUGCAAAUGCCAAAGGUGAAGGAACUGCUCCAGGUGCUGAUCGAUUGGAUCAACGACGAGCUGGUGGAGGAACGUAUUAUCGUCACCAACAUCGAGGAAGAUUUGUACGACGGCCAGGUACUGCAGAAGCUGUGGGAAAAGCUGUCCAACAACAAACUAAACGUACCGGAAGUAACACAGUCCGCCGAAGGUCAACGCCAGAAGUUGUCAGUAGUGCUGAACGCUGUAAACCAUACUCUUGGCUAUCACCAUAACACUCCGAAGUGGACAGUGGAAAGUAUACACACAAAAAACAUUGUUUCGAUUUUGCAUUUGCUAGUCGCACUGGUACGCCACUACCGCGCACCAAUCCGUCUGCCGGACAAUGUUUUCGUAACGGUGGUAAUGGUACAGAAGCUGAACGGAAAGCUCACCAGCCAACGGUUCCAGGAGCAAAUCACCCAAUCGUACGACGAUGUCGGUAUGCGCUGCGAACCGGACGCAUUCGAUACGCUGUUCGAUCACGCCCCGGACAAGCUGAAGGUGGUGCAACGAUCGUUGAUUUCGUUCGUAAACAAACAUCUGCACAAACUAAACUUCGAAGCAGCCGAUUUGAGCACCGACUUCAAGGAUGGUGUAUUUUUGUGCCUGUUAAUGGGGCUGUUGGGAGGAUUCUUUGUACCGCUGCAUGAUUUCCAUCUAACGCCCAAGGAUGCCGAUCAGAUGACGCACAAUGUGGCGUUCGCGUUCGAGCUGAUGAUGGAUCAGGGACUGAGACCGAAAGCACGACCCGAGGAUAUUGUGAACAUGGAUUUAAAGUCCACCCUGCGAGUGCUGUACACCCUGUUCACGAAGUAUCGCAACAACCCUUGA